AUGAAGUUCACAAUCACCACCCUAGCCCUCCCCCUCCUGGCUGCCUCCGCACCAACCCCCGAACCACCCGCAAACCCAGCAUUCGGCGUGAUGGCCAUGCGCUCCGCCUCGCCCAUCCACUUCGCACAGCUAAACGCUGCCGGUCAGAAGUUCUACCUCCACGGAGAAACAGCCUCCUACUGCCCAGAGCAGGUCGAACACUGCCCACCCGGAAAGCAAACUGUUUUCGCUCCCGGCGGCGGCUCUCUGGACGUCAUGGUCCCAGGCGGCCAGCAGGUCUACGUCGACCCCAACGGUGCCCUGAGCUUCACCCAGGCUCACUCGGCCAGUAUCCCCGAGGGCUCCGUGCGCGGUCCAUUCCACUACGCCGCUGAUGAGCCUUGGGCUCACUACUCCUUCGCGGGUUGGGGUGCUACUGGCUUCAUGGCUUGUCCUACAGAUGAUGAGCGCUGGCAAGUGUUUGCCGCCAUCCAGAAUGCUACUGUGCCCCAUGGAAAUGUGGAUGAGUGUCUUGGGUUCUCUGCUGUCGCUUUGACUUACGAUGGGGAGAUCCCUGCUUGGCAGUAUAUUUAG
Penicillium griseofulvum is the source of this 573-nucleotide messenger RNA. RefSeq names its product putative IgE binding protein. NCBI's taxonomy places the organism in Eukaryota, Fungi, Ascomycota, Eurotiomycetes, Eurotiales, Aspergillaceae. The record is from RefSeq and is a predicted model, not a curated record. The transcript has 2 exons. Bases 1 to 573 code for a protein of 190 amino acids.